AUGCCUCAGGGGCCCGGCUCUCUGCUCCUGCUCUUCCUCGCCUCCCACUGCUGCCUGGGCUCCACUCGAGGGCUCUUCCUUUUCGGGCAGCCCGAUUUCUCCUACAAGAGGAGCAAUUGCAAGCCCAUCCCGGCUAACCUGCAGCUGUGCCACGGCAUCGAGUACCAGAACAUGCGGCUGCCCAACCUCCUGGGCCACGAGACCAUGAAGGAGGUGCUGGAACAGGCAGGCGCCUGGAUCCCGUUAGUCAUGAAGCAGUGCCAUCCGGACACCAAGAAGUUCCUUUGCUCUCUCUUCGCCCCAGUCUGCCUAGACGACCUGGACGAGACCAUUCAGCCCUGCCAUUCGCUGUGCGUGCAGGUGAAAGACCGCUGUGCCCCGGUUAUGUCCGCCUUCGGCUUUCCCUGGCCGGACAUGCUGGAAUGUGAUCGCUUCCCUCUGGACAACGACCUCUGCAUCCCUCUGGCCAGCAGUGACCACCUCUUGCCGGCCACCGAGGAAGCUCCUCCCGUAGAGUCCACCUGGGUAGAGGGCUCCGGCUACUCUGCUGAACCUCGGACAACGCCUCCCACUGACACCGAAUAA
Molecule: messenger RNA, 585 nt
Organism: Gracilinanus agilis (Agile Gracile Mouse Opossum)
Lineage: Eukaryota; Metazoa; Chordata; Mammalia; Didelphimorphia; Didelphidae
Product: secreted frizzled-related protein 2-like
Exons: 2
Coding region: 1-585 (194 amino acids)
Biological process (GO): canonical Wnt signaling pathway; non-canonical Wnt signaling pathway; negative regulation of canonical Wnt signaling pathway
Molecular function (GO): Wnt-protein binding
Source: RefSeq, a predicted model, not a curated record